CUCACCUAAGCAAAACAGGUAGUAGUAAUUAUCAAUGUCAUCUUUCUCACAACACAAUAUGCACGUGGUACACAUGACCACUCACUUUACUCCUGCUGUACUAUUAUUAUUAACUCCACCGCCACCUCACGUGCGUGUCCCCACGCUCUUACGGCCUACUUAUGUCGCAAACUCCGUCACUCUUCCUCGUUCAUUCCGCUUCUCUUCUUUUCCUCGCCGGAAUUACUUUUUCCGGCCAAAUUUCACCAUGCCUUCAGCCUUCACCGCCGUAGAUUCCGCCGGCGAUGACGGCGAACUGAAUCUUCCUGUGGAACUUUCCGAUGACUCUGAUUUUGAUCGAAUUGUAUCAUCCGAUGGAUUAAUCUCUGUUUGCGGAUUUGGUUCUCUCCUAUCAGAAAGGAGUGCUCGGAGUACAUUUCCAGAUCUGAUCAACUUCAGAGUAGGGAAAUUGAGUGGAUUUCGGAGAGUUUUUGCUCAUUCAGCGCCUAUUUUCUUCGAGCGUGGGAUAGCUAAACCUGAAACCAAGGAAAUAUCAAGCUUGAGUGUGGAGCCCUGUGAAGGGGAAAGUCUUAUAGUUACUAUCUUUGAAAUUCAAAGAUCAGAGAUCCCAGCAUUUAUUGAAAGGGAGCACGAGUUUCGGUUUUUAGCUGUAAUCCCAGAAACAUUAAAUGGAUUGUUUUACAUCAAUCCAGCAAUAAUUUGUGCCCGUUAUAGUGAUGAGGAGUAUCUGAAAACUAGAUGCAGAGGUGAUAAAGACAUCUUCUUCCAGCGGUAUGGACGAUAUAAUAUUGACAAGAUUUGGCGAGAUGAUUUAUUACCCUGCCGGGUCUAUCUCCGUCAUUGUGUUCUGGCAGCUCAGAAUCUUGGUGAUCUUGCCUACGAUAAUUUUCUUGAUCAUACCUUCCUUGGCGACCGUAGAACAACAAUACGCGAGUACUUCUCAACAACUGGUUCUGGAAUCAUGGAAGAGGAGCCUCCCGACUUGUUAAAAGAACGAUAUGGCGGUUAAGUUGAAUGGUGAAUGACAUUGUCGAUUGAUAGUUAUUUUAUUAGAUGUCAAUAAUUGACACUAAAUUGAGAGGUUUUUAAGCAACUUUGCUCACUAACUCCAUAUUAGGUAUGAGCAACUGUAAGUACAUCAGAAACGUAUGUGAUUGGCAUCACAAGUAGACUGCAUAUCAUAUGUUGAAGAAACUUUUGACUUGUCUACAAAACUGUACUGUAAAAGCAGUAAUGCGAUUAGACUGGUAGAUGUGAGGUUGUUUC
This is a messenger RNA of Lycium barbarum (goji berry), 1266 nucleotides long. RefSeq lists its product as uncharacterized. NCBI's taxonomy places the organism in Eukaryota, Viridiplantae, Streptophyta, Magnoliopsida, Solanales, Solanaceae. Bases 35 to 1009 code for a protein of 324 amino acids. The record is from RefSeq and is a predicted model, not a curated record. The transcript has 8 exons.